Molecule: messenger RNA, 8501 nt
Organism: Onychostoma macrolepis
Lineage: Eukaryota; Metazoa; Chordata; Actinopteri; Cypriniformes; Cyprinidae
Gene: igf2bp1
Product: insulin-like growth factor 2 mRNA binding protein 1
Exons: 15
Coding region: 476-2296 (606 amino acids)
Biological process (GO): nervous system development; regulation of gene expression
Cellular component (GO): cytosol; cytoplasm; nucleus
Molecular function (GO): mRNA 3'-UTR binding
Source: RefSeq, a predicted model, not a curated record
UUCGACUCGGUUUUAGAGGCGGUGCCAUCGCCAAGCGGUAGGAUCUGUGUGACAGUGCAGGGUACAGUUUUAGGUUGAGGGGCAGCGAGAGGAAAGAAUUUCUCCCGAUCCCGCUAUAUAGGUACUCGCCACUAUUCCAUCGUAACAAACAUCAGCUUAAUUCAAACUGAUAUCAUUUCUACACCGCGCUGGGAAUUCGCGAAGGUUGCUACAGUGAAGAAUAUUUACCACUCGCCUGCAGGACUUAAUCAGACUACAACGUUACUGUUAGUCGAACUUUCCCCUUUUUAUUUUGGAUUGUCUUGCAGUUUGGUUUUUUUUUUCCUCCCCGUUUUUAAUUCCAACCGGCUGACAUCUACAUGAUUUUGUAAUCUGCGGGUGUCUUAGUCCCUUUUUCCAAAAUUAAGAGCGUUUUGCCGAAAAGUUUUAUUUUCAUUUCUGUUUUUUUGGGGGGGGAGCGUUACAGUUUUUCACGAUGAACAAGCUAUAUAUUGGAAAUCUCAAUGAAAACGUGACCGCAGAGGACUUGGUUAAAACCUUUGAAGAUUACAAGAUCCCUUACUCUGGACAGUUUCUCAUGAAAACUGGCUAUGCGUUUGUUGAUUGCCCAGACGACCAAUGGGCAAUGAAAGCGAUUGAAACAUUUUCUGGUAAAGUGGAACUUCACGGCAAACGAAUUGAGGUCGAACAUUCUGUCCCUAAGAAGCAGAGGACCAGAAAACUCCAGAUCAGAAACAUUCCACCACACCUACAGUGGGAGGUUCUUGAUGGUCUGCUUGCUCAGUAUGGAACUGUUGAGAACUGCGAGCAAGUGAAUACAGACAGUGAGACUGCAGUUGUGAAUGUCACAUAUGGGACACGGGAGCAGGCUAGACAAGCAAUCCAGAAGCUCAAUGGUUACCAGUUUGAGAACAACGCCCUGCGUGUGUCAUACAUCCCUGACGAAAACUCUGACGUCGACUCUCAACGAGGCCCAGACAACGGCAGACGUCCCGGAUACGGUCCACGAGGAAACUCCCGUCAGAUGUCGCCUGGCUCUGGGAUCCCCACCAAACAUCAGCACGCUGACAUCCCUCUCAGGCUGCUGGUCCCCACACAAUAUGUGGGUGCCAUUAUCGGCAAGGAGGGCGCCACCAUCCGUAACAUCACCAAGCAAACUCAGAGCAAGAUUGAUGUGCAUCGUAAAGAGAACGCAGGUGCCGCUGAAAAGCCCAUAAGUAUCCAUUCUACCCCAGAGGGCUGUUCAGCUGCCUGCCGCAUGAUCCUGGAAAUCAUGAACCAGGAGGCCAAGGACACCAAAACUGCUGAUGAGGUGCCUCUGAAGGUUCUUGCUCACAACAACUUUGUUGGCCGUUUGAUUGGCAAAGAGGGACGCAACCUGAAGAAAGUGGAACAAGACACUGAUACCAAGAUCACAAUUUCACCACUGCAGGAUCUGACUCUUUAUAACCCAGAGAGGACGAUUACAGUGAAGGGCUCGAUCGAAGCGUGUUGCCUGGCAGAACAGGAAAUCAUGAAGAAAGUGCGGGAGGCAUAUGACAAUGAUAUCGCUGCCAUGAAUCAACAGACUCACCUGAUCCCUGGACUAAACCUGGGAGCAAUCGGCCUCUUCCCGCCAUCCUCUGCCAUGCCUCCUCCUGCCCUUGGAAACUCCGUGCCUGGACCCCCCUAUGGCCCUAUUGGGGCCGCUGAACAGGAGACCGUCCACGUGUACAUCCCAGCCCAAGCCGUAGGAGCCCUUAUUGGCAAGAAAGGACAGCAUAUCAAGCAGCUAAGCCGUUUUGCUGGAGCUUCUAUUAAGAUUGCGCCAGCAGAGGCUCCAGACUCAAAAAUGCGAAUGGUCAUUGUUACAGGACCACCUGAGGCCCAGUUCAAGGCUCAAGGCAGAAUAUACGGUAAGCUGAAGGAGGAGAACUUCUUUGGCCCCAAAGAGGAAGUGAAGUUGGAGACACACAUCAAAGUUGCAGCUGCAGCAGCAGGAAGGGUCAUCGGAAAGGGCGGGAAAACUGUAAACGAACUGCAGAACCUCACCGCUGCUGAAGUAGUGGUUCCCCGAGAGCAGACCCCUGAUGAACACGACCAGGUCAUCGUCAAAAUCAUCGGCCACUUCUACGCAAGUCAGUUGGCGCAGAGGAAGAUCAGGGACAUUUUGACACAAGUCAAGCAGCAGCAGAAAGGAGGUACAGGAGGUACAGCAGGUACAGGAGGUACAGGAGGUCCACAGGGACCCAAUCCGCAGGGCAUGUCUGAGCUGGGGACCCCUCAGGGACAGGCACAAGAACCCAGGAGGAAGUGAGAGGCCGGGGCCGGGGCCGCUGCCCAGUCAGACGGACAGACAAAUGGGAGGACAAACGAGCGGACUGACUGAGAGAGAGAGUGACACACAGACCCAGCGGUAGACAGGGAGAAAUGAGCAGCAAAUUGAGAGGGAAUUAAAAAGAGAAGAAAAAAGACAAAAAAAAUGCCUGAGAGAGGGCGAAGAAGAAAGUUUAGUGAAAAUGAACAAGAAAAAAAGUGUUGUUUUUUUUUAAAAAGAGAGAUAACUAGAAAACAGAGACCAGAUGCCAGGCCAGGUGGAGUGACUGAGGAUGGCGAGGAGGUCCGUCAAAGCGGAGCGCCCUCUGGUGAGAGCUUUUUACAUAGCUGCUCAUUAGGAAUCGGGCGUAAUGAAGGUCCCUCAAAAGUGUGUUCGAGCUACUCGGGACCCUCAGCCAUCAGCAGUCACUUCAAAAUUUUAACUGUGUUUUUUUUAAAGAUAGAGAUAUAUGUAUAGAAAUGUUUAUUCAGAGGUAUUAUUAAUGAAAUGCAGUGAGGUAGAGAUGGGAAAGAGAGAGCAGAGGAUCAGUCACAAUUUUUGGAGGGCGGGGUCACCAAUCAGGUGACUUCUCCCUGCCUAUCAGAGAUGAGGGGAGGGGCCAAAGUUGUUAACACUGCUCUUGAAGUCCCUCACACUAAACUGUGGGGGUGACGAGAUGAAAAAAAAAGAAAAAAAUGAGGUUGUAAAUAUAAUCUUCAUGACUUUGUGUUGAGAUGCUGCACGUUUAACCGUCGGCAAUCGCGUACCUGGCUUAAGAGGGUUGCUGUGUAUUUCCAAGGCUUCCCUUUUAGGCUGCGUGCCGUUUGGCCGGCGGGACGUGCGGUGAGAGUUCAGUAAGCGUGUGGGCUAAAGGUGACCUCUGCAGUUGUAUUGCAGUGGCUCAGCUUUGAUGCGCGGAAACCCAUCAGUUCCGCCCUAAACCACGCCGGCGAUGAUCGCUGCAGCGCCGCUCACACCCAAACGGCAUAUUUUAUAUAUAUUAUAUAUAUAUGAUAUGUGAGUUAACCUGGCCCCUCGUUGCAGUGGAGCAGGCAGACGAUGAAAACGAGCGUACCGCAAUUUCUUUUUGAAACGUUUUCUCUUUGAGGAUUGUGUGAUUUUUGCAGAUUCACAAGUUUUUAAAAAGCAAUCGUAAAACCUGGCCUUCAGACGCAUUGUUCUGUGUUUUUCCUGAGAGUAAAUAUGCAGAGACAGAAUCAAGUGAGGACAGUCGGCUGGGAGGCCAGGUUUGAAAUGUCUGCCUUUAGGUCAAAGGUCAAGAACAGGUGACCGCAAAAUGGUUUCUGUGCUCUCUCUCGCCCACUUUGUUCGACAUUUGCCGAUGAGGUUGCCAGAGUCCUGGCCUUUCUCACUGAACCUAGAACAGAUUAGAUAAAAUGAAAUUAAGAAAAAACAAAAAACCUACCUCAGGGUAUUGUUACCUCAGUAUUCCUAAUUUCUUGUUUCUUUUCUUUAUUUUUUCCUUUUUUGCUUGCUUGCUGGUGUUUUUAUAUAAAAGCUGAUAGUCUUGAAUAUUUUAUUUUUUUAAGGAAGAAGUAUUUUCCUUUUUUUUUUUUCCUUUUCCUUUUUCUUUUUUGGUAUGACUGUAUGCGUGAGUGUAAUUGAGGUUUUUUUUCCUCACCUGAGCUCAGAAGGACUCCCUGGAAAAAUUAUGAAUUGUUUAGGUGGUCUCUCAGCCUGGGGGUCCUUGGAGAGUCGCACUUGAAAUCACUGUUCAAUGGGACGUAGGACGGAUCAUACCAUCUUUUACUGGUGCAUAAUGAACGUUGCUAGACCACAGGAUUUUAAGUUUGACGCAUAUGCGUGUGUUUGUCAUACAAGCUGACCGUAGAAUCUAAAAAUGGCUUCUUUUUCUACCGUGUGCCAUUGUUUUUGCACCUGUGGUGUGAUCUUGAUCAUUCUGCACUGAUGGAUUUGGAUGACUUACUUGAAAGGGCUUGACUUAACUCGCCAUGCUUGAAAAACGACAGCAUGUCGACAGUCUUUGUCCCCAAGACACUGAAUGUGAACCAUUCAACGUCUCUCUCCAUUUUUUUUUGGAUUGAGUCUCGUCCUUCCCCAUUGUCCUGUGCAAGUGUGCGCGAGUGUGUUUUCUAAUUGAGUUGAAGUGUUAAAUCUUUUUGUUGGGGAAGUGGUUUGGGUGUUUUAAAAAGGCAGGAACAUAGAAAAACACUCUAUGGCCUCGGUCAUACUCAUUUUUUUAAACUGACUGAGAACAUAUCUACAAGGUAUCUACGAAAAACGGAAGCCGAAAAAAUGUAGCGUAAAAGAAUCAAAUAAAAACAUUCACAUCUCUCCAAUUGAAACCUGUAAAUAAUUUGUUCACCGGAACAAUCGGAUAAAAAAAAAAAAGUUUGUAUUUUUUUUAAAUAAAAUACUAAUUGGAUAAAGGAUGGAAAGACUUUUAACCGUUAAAGAUGGAUGGACACUGCCAGACCACAUCCUUUUCAGGUUCCAUUCAGACGAAGGGUUUGCGAGCAUGUUCAUGUGCUUUAACCGGUCAAGGUCUUUUAUUUUGUUUUAUUUUAAUUUUUUUUUAAGCUUCCCUUUUUCACACUAGAUGGCAGUCUUCUGUUUUCUGCUUGAGGGUUGAUCUUGUCAAUGACUCAUCUCCAUGGAGACACAGUACUGUUCCAGCCCAUAGAUUUCUGUCGAGACACACUCACACACUUCUGCUCUGUUCAGACUGCAGCAGCCUUUUUGUUUUUACCUUUUUGUUUUUAUUUUUUUGACAGCAAGCAUUAUUUGGACAUGACAUCUGGUUGCGAACUGUUUCAUCAAUAAAAGACAAAAAAAUUUGUGAGCGAGAAAUAUUAACAUAACAGCAGAUCUCCAAGAACUAACAUAGUUGUGACAAAAAAACGAAGAAAAAAAAAGAAACGGAAAUAGUAGGUAUAUUAUUGUAAUUGCAUUUUUUGUUAUUUUGUCUCUUAUUAUUAUUAUUAUUAUUAUUAUUCUUUGGGUGAAAGGUAUAAGCGAUGAGAGGGAGAUGCCCUGGACAGUUUCAAUGGACAGGUGGGCAUUUUGUAAAGAUUUCAAAAGCCACAUUUGUCCCCUUCCUCUUUUCCCCCCCACGUGUUCUCACCUUUCAUCCCCUUCCACCACUCGCUACCUUCAUCCGCUCAUUUUAGUUUUGCGUUAUUAUCCGAUUCAAAAGAGACUUGGCGAGCGACGUGUCGUUUCAUUUCUGGAGUUGAACGCCCUCUCUCACGCUGGCCUCGUUUGUGACCGUUUUCUCUGUUCAGUUCAGUCGUUUGAUGUUGAAUUUCUUUGCGAUUUUUAUUUUUCCUCAUUCGUCGUUGUUUUGUUUUUUUUUAGUUUUUUUCUCAAAUUGUCUCCAUUUAGUUUGGAUUAUAGCUAGGUUUCUCCUCGAUCAGAGUUCUUUAUGCACAGACACCUCUUACACUGCUACUAGUUCAUUUGAAAUACUAACAAAUGAUUCAUUCUUCACGUAAUACCUGUGCCAAACUGGGGUUCGCUUUGUGUUUUGUCGUCGUACUCCAGGAAAAAGGAACUGAUUUAAGACUGUUCGCAGUCACGAACGGAUGCAGUGCUCAUAUAAUUAGACGGUUCCCCGAGUACUGCGAGUCGGCCUCCUGUUUGGCAUUCCGGAAGUGUUUUCUUCUCUUCUUUUUAUUUCAGUGUCCUCCACACGUUGUCGGUGGCGAGGGCUUGAACAAACCGUAGAACCGUUUAGCAUACUUGAGCUUCGAACAGAGAUAGUAUGUUGUUUACUUAUGCAAUUCUGUGACGAGUCAAAUGGAUGGCUGUCGUUUGUCACACGGACUGUUAAGCGUCCACUGGGAAAAGUUGCAUUGCAGUGCAUAGAUUUACAUGUAGACCACAGGUUGAAGCGCAGCUUAGUUGGGUGUGAUCAUCAUAUCGACGUUGCAUGCCACUGUUGUAUCUCACCGUGCUAGUUUCUGGCCUCUCCUUAAGGAAAUCAUUUGGGUGCUACAAAUGACGACUCAAACCUCACAUAACUAGGAACGCUACCUCAAGACUUAGCCAUAAGAUUGUUUUUAUCAAGCAGAUGAGAGCGAAAGUGCAUGUUACAUUUUACUUUUGAGUUUUAAUUUAUUUUUAGCUCUUCAUUUCUGUAGACAUUUGGAUAGAAUACUACUCCAGCUUAGAGCUGGGACUCUUUCGGGCGAGGUGGCAGGACAGGAAACGGAUGUGUUGUGUGACCGUUUGCACGGGACGAGGAACGUGGAAAAACCUGUGAAAUUCUGUUCGUGCACAAUUAAGCUAAACUUCUCGUUGUGACUUGUGGUGCAUUCAAAUCACGUCGGAGGAAAGGUCGUAUUUAUUGUAGUUUACUCACUCUCAAGCCAUCCGAGAUUUAGAUGAGCUUUGGAGAAAUUUAGCAUCACUUGCUCACCAAUAGAUCCUCUGCAGUGAAUGGGUGCCGUCAGAAUGAGAGUCCAAACAGCUGAUAAAAACAUCAUGGUAAUCCACACAACUUUAAACAGCAUGCGACUUGAAAUGCUGUGUGUUUGUAAGAAUCCAUCAUUAAGAUGUUUAUAACUUCAAAUACGAGUCCUCUAUCUAUAGUAUUGCUUUACUUUGUGGAUAACCUGUUGUUAUUGUGAUGUUUUUAAUUCUGACGGCACCCAUUCACUGCAGAGGAUCCGUUGGUGAGCAAGUGAUGAUAAAUUCCUCCAAAUCUGUUGAGAUGAAGAAACCAACUAUAUCUCGGCUGGCCUGAGGGUGAAUACAUUUUAAGCGAAUUUUCAUGUAAGCCCUUCAUUUUCAAGUCGGGGGCGUGUCGGGAAGGAAAUAUAGCAGGCGCAAUAGAUCGCAUGUUCAAAAUAAAGUAGUAUUGUACAAUUACAGCACCUUUAUAAAUUGGAUAAAAACACAAAGAUCUGAACACAUCUGAUGUGCAAGCUAAAACAAAUCUCUGUUUUUCAUAGAAAAGCUACAUCGCCAUCUUGCACCCGCCAAAGUGACUUGAACGCACCUGACGUGGUAAUUACGGCGUCCCAGCUCAUAAAUACAGGACUUGAGCGCACCAUAAACCCUGAUUAUUAUGAAACUAAUGGCACAAACGUUAACUAGGCCAGCAUUCGUAGAGUGACUAACGAUACCUCUGUAGACGAAACACACAACUGUGCCUGUUGCGCUAUUUCCUCUGUGUCCUUUCCCACUUCGAUGGCACCACACUACCUCCACGCCAUGCAGCCUUGACCCCAAAUACAUCCCUCCCCGUUUAGAAGCCCUUUUCUCGCCGAUCUUGAAAACCGUUUCACCUUCUUUCCUUUUUUGGUGAAACUAGAUUUAAAUCGGCAAUAAAGUGGCACAUCCUGCCCACAUUCUGUCCUCCACCCGUAGUCCCAUUUUUGACUUCACGGCCUGAAUCGAAAGGCAUGACACCUGUAACCAUGUGUUUUUAAUUUUUUCUUUUUCUUUUUUUUUUGUUGAUCUACCUCUUAGAAUAAAGACAAAAGGAUAGAACAGAUCAAAAAACUAAAAAAGGACACAAAAAGUAAAUUUUGAAAAUGUUAAGCUUAAUGAAUCAAUAAUAAUAAUAAUACACGACUUAAGCAACUGGGUAGCAGCAUCUCCAUACUGUAGUGCAUAGGAGUCUUUUACUUCCAAAGAUGAUUUUUCUUCAGUUGUUUUUGAAGUUGUUUAGGAUGAAUUUGGAAAUAUGGGCGGGGAAAUAAACAUGUCAGUUUCACUAUCCGAUCUCUUUUUUUUUUUUCAUUAUUAUUAAACUGACUUUAUUUUUAACUUACAAAUUCUUCAUCUUUCUAUUUGAUUUGUAUUUCUGAUGGCUUUUUAAAAAUGACAUAGGAUUGUAUCUCUUAUGUUUGCAAUAGAAUCAGCUCUCUUUCUCUGUGAACCGCAACAUAAUAGUAUCUUUUCAGGCCGCACAGAGCAGCAUGAUGUUGAAAUUGUUUUCAUUUUUAUUGUUUCAUUUCACCUGUAAUGAUGCAACAGGAGAGUGAAGGUCUGUUGAAUUAAAUGGGGCAUAUUUUAGGAGGAUGAGAGAGGAAGGAGACUACCUUUACCUGACUACCUUUAUCCUUUCACCCUUCUUACAGCAGGUGCCACAGACAUUAUCAGGACUUUCAGCCUCUGCCUGCCUGAUUUUCUUUGAUUCUCAUCCACAAUUGUUUUGAACUCCUUGUAAAGAAUACAGAGCAUAGAUAUGAAUGUGACAAUAAAAGAUGAGUAA